AUGUCAAAUAUUUCAACGCGUGCUGACCAAAACGGGAGCAACAAACAGAAAAAUUCACGGGAUUAUGAAGCGAACGUUUUUCUGUUGAGUGAGGUUUAUGCAGAACUUGUAGAUCAACAGACGGGAGUUAGCAGUUUUAUGAGUGGAGUGCUUUCUGUUGUUGAAAAGUCUUGGGGCGUCUUUUUGGAAUGGAAGCCUUGUGGACCUCUAACGGAUUCAAAUAUCGAUAAAGACGAUGACACUUCUGAAUGGGUCAUUGAAGAAGCCACAGAGGCUUUGAUUGAAAGCUCGAUUUCUGGCAAAACAAAAAAUUCGUCAAGCCGAAAUUCCCCUUCGAACGGAUCAAAUCCUUCCUCAAAAGAAAGAGAAGAAGCUUUAAAACAACAACAAAAAUAUUGUUUUUCUGUUGAUUUGAAUUCUCUUCGUUCUUUUCAACAUUCAAGUUUUAAAAGAGACCCAAUUUGGAUACGUUUUAUAUGUAAAGAUGGUACUGAUUCAAGCAAUUAUCAUUUACGCGGUGGGGGAUACGAAUCGUUGGUUAAUUGUCUUCAAAGAUAUGUCUUUUUAACUCGUUCAUCUCGAGCAGAAAAUUUGGUGAUAAUUACUGACAGUCGAACCGAUGCGCUUGAAAAAUCUGUUGGGAUGUUGAAUUUAGACAAGAAGGAUAUUCUUACGCGUUUCUUGGCGAAUCCAUAUGCAACGUUAAUGACUCAAGCAACAAAAGUAACAUCUGCACUUGCACCACUUCUUGAUGUUGAUGCUAUUAAUGCUGAAGCUGAACUUCGGUAUUUAAGAGAACGACAGCGUGCGGCAGAGGAUGAGGCUGCUAAACUCAGAUCACACAAUGAAGCAGGAUUUGAGCAUAUUUUUCAACUGGAUUUGCCUGCUCGUCCACGCAUUUUACAGCGAGAUCCACCUGUUGAUUCAACAGUUUGGGAAAAGUUUCGAGCUCCAGAUGGCCACAUUGAAGAUGCGCAUGGUCUUCUUUGUUUGGUAUUUAGAGGUGGAAUUGUGCCAGAAAUGCGUUGUACUAUUUGGAAAUAUAUUCUUGGAUAUUUUAAAUGGGACUGGUCUGAUGCUAAAAAUGCUGAGAAUCGAACAAAACUCGAAGAAGAAUAUUAUCGAAUGAAGCUUCAAUGGGUAACUAUAACGGAUGACCAAGCAAGUCGUUUCUCUAGUUAUCGUGACAAAAAAGCUUUGGUAGAGAAGGAUGUAGCACGUACAGAUCGAAGCCACCCAUAUUUUAAUCAAUCAAAACCUAAACAUUUGGAAUUACUUCAUGAUUUGUUAAUGACUUAUUGCAUGUAUGAUUUUGAUUUGGGUUAUGUACAAGGAAUGAGUGAUUUUUUAAGUGUUCUUUGCGUUGUGCUUCGAAAGGAAUCUGAUAUUUUUUGGUGUUUUGUUGGGUUAAUGGAACAUGUGCACAAAAAUUUCGAAUUAGACCAAGUACAUAUCAAAACACAAUUGUCCCAGUUGAAGAGUCUUGUUGAAAUUGUAAACCCGCGUUUGGCUAUUUAUUUGGAAAGUCAAGAUUCUGAUCAUAUGUAUUUUUGUUUUCGAUGGAUUUUGGUUUUAUUUAAACGAGAAUUGUCAUUUGAUGAUUGUCAAUAUCUUUGGGAAGUUCUGUGGACAGGAAUACCAUGCCGUACUUUUAUGCUUCUUUUUUGUGUUUCUAUUUUGGAUACACAAACUGAUAUUAUUAUUGAAAAUCGUUUUGGUUUAACAGAAAUUUUGAAGCACAUUAACAAUUUGUCUAUGCACAUUGAUGUACAAAAAACCUUAUGUACAGCUGAAGCAAUUUACCAUCAAUUAGCAGCAGUUCAAGACAAAUUGCCUAGGCACAUUUGUGAAAUUUUGAGUUUUAAUCAUGCAGAAAGUAUUUCUUGUAAUAAUAAUGAAAGAAAAGAAAAUGGAAAAUAA
This is a messenger RNA of Meloidogyne enterolobii, 1920 nucleotides long. The record is from the annotation of a GenBank genome assembly. Lineage: Eukaryota; Metazoa; Nematoda; Chromadorea; Rhabditida; Meloidogynidae.